AUGGCUCCCAAGCGCGUUGCUGUCUCCUCUGGCCCCCAGAAGGGCUUCCUGACCACCAUCUAUGAUGAGGCCACCAACCCCGAGAACACCACCAUUGUUCGAAGCCUCUUGGUCUUCGGUGCCGGUGUUGCAUUCCUCCACAGCAGCCUCGGCGAGCUCCUGCUGCCUCCUAUGUAA
This is a messenger RNA of Penicillium macrosclerotiorum, 177 nucleotides long. RefSeq lists its product as uncharacterized. The record is from RefSeq and is a predicted model, not a curated record. NCBI's taxonomy places the organism in Eukaryota, Fungi, Ascomycota, Eurotiomycetes, Eurotiales, Aspergillaceae. Gene Ontology annotation, cellular component: mitochondrial outer membrane translocase complex. Bases 1 to 177 code for a protein of 58 amino acids. The transcript is spliced from 3 exons. Gene Ontology annotation, biological process: protein import into mitochondrial matrix.